GUUAUAACCUUGAAUAAUUUUUGACAGUUUAAGCUUAACCUCUCAAAUCCUUUGACACAAUAUUAUUUUUCUCCAAAAUGUUGCUCUCCAGGGGCGCCCCCCUUCUCAGGGCGACUAAACUCCUCCAACAAAGCACACCUAAAAACCUACAAUCGGUGCGAAACUCCUCUCAUGUGUGGAAUUACCGUUGUCGGGGGCCCGAACCCCCAAAAAUGAUGGUAUACUUAGCUGAAGGGAUACAAGGGGUUGCUUGGUGGUGGGUUUUGUGGCAUUUGUGGACGGAACCUGGCCAUAUUUUGGGCGAAUUUGAUUAUCCUGACCCUCGGAAAUGGUCGGAUGAGGAACUGGGAAUUCCACCAAAGGAAUAAUUUGUAUAAAUGUCUUGUAGUUGAUUGUUUAUUAAUUAAUUAAAUUGAAAUAAAACAGAA
Messenger RNA from Tribolium madens (black flour beetle), 428 nucleotides. RefSeq names its product NADH dehydrogenase [ubiquinone] 1 beta subcomplex subunit 2, mitochondrial-like. Gene Ontology annotation, cellular component: mitochondrial inner membrane. The coding region runs from base 78 to 368 and encodes 96 amino acids. The record is from RefSeq and is a predicted model, not a curated record. The transcript has 3 exons. NCBI's taxonomy places the organism in Eukaryota, Metazoa, Arthropoda, Insecta, Coleoptera, Tenebrionidae.